This is a messenger RNA of Eptesicus fuscus (big brown bat), 1654 nucleotides long. RefSeq names its product vitamin D 25-hydroxylase. Gene Ontology annotation, cellular component: cytoplasm; intracellular membrane-bounded organelle. Bases 1 to 1506 code for a protein of 501 amino acids. The transcript is spliced from 5 exons. Gene Ontology annotation, molecular function: oxidoreductase activity, acting on paired donors, with incorporation or reduction of molecular oxygen, reduced flavin or flavoprotein as one donor, and incorporation of one atom of oxygen; heme binding; iron ion binding. NCBI's taxonomy places the organism in Eukaryota, Metazoa, Chordata, Mammalia, Chiroptera, Vespertilionidae. The record is from RefSeq and is a predicted model, not a curated record. Gene Ontology annotation, biological process: xenobiotic metabolic process.
AUGUGGGGGCCCCGCGGAGCAGAGGCGUGCGCGGGGGCGCUGGGCUUCGCGCUCUUCCUGCUGCUCUUCGCCCUGGGGGUCCGCCAGCUGCUGAAGCAGAGGCGGCCCGCGGGCUUCCCCCCGGGUCCGACGGGGCUGCCCUUUAUCGGCAACAUCUACUCGCUGGCAGCCUCCGCCGAGCUCCCCCAUGUCUACAUGAGGAAGCAGAGCCAGGUGUACGGCGAGAUCUUCAGUUUAGAUCUUGGAGGUAUAUCCACUGUGGUUCUAAAUGGCUACGAUGUAGUAAAGGAAUGCCUUGUUCAUCAAAGCGAAAUUUUUGCAGACAGACCAUGCCUUCCUUUAUUCAUGAAGAUGACAAAAAUGGGAGGUUUACUCAAUUCCAAAUAUGGCCGAGGAUGGAUUGAUCACAGAAGGUUAGCUGUAAACAGCUUUCGCUAUUUUGGAUAUGGCCAAAAGUCUUUUGAAUCUAAAAUUUUAGAAGAAACCAAAUUUUUAAUUGAUGCUGUUGAAACAUAUAAAGGCAGACCUUUUGACUUUAAACAGUUAAUAACAAAUGCUGUUUCAAACAUAACCAAUCUGAUCAUUUUUGGAGAACGAUUCACUUACGAAGACACUGAUUUCCAGCACAUGAUUGAGCUAUUUAGUGAGAAUGUGGAGCUAGCUGCCAGUGCCUCAGUCUUCCUAUAUAAUGCCUUCCCGUGGAUUGGCCUCUUACCUUUUGGAAAACAUCAACAGCUGUUCAGAAAUGCCGCUGUGGUCUAUGAUUUUCUCUCCAGGCUUAUCGAAAAAGCUUCUCUCAACAGAAAGCCUCAGUUACCUCAGCAUUUUGUUGAUGCUUAUUUAGAUGAGAUGGAUCAGGGUAAAAAUGACCCAUCAUCCACUUUCUCCAAAGAAAACCUAAUUUUCUCUGUGGGUGAACUCAUCAUUGCUGGAACUGAAACUACAACCAAUGUGCUACGAUGGGCAAUUCUUUUCAUGGCGCUUUAUCCUAACAUUCAAGGACAAGUGCAGAAGGAGAUUGACUUAAUUAUGGGACCCAAUGGGAAGCCUUCUUGGGACAACAAAUGCAAAAUGCCUUAUACUGAGGCAGUUUUGCAUGAAGUUUUACGAUUCUGUAAUAUAGUGCCAUUAGGGAUUUUCCAUGCAACCUCUGAAGAUGCAGUUGUACGUGGUUAUUCUAUUCCUAAGGGCACGACAGUAAUCACAAAUCUCUAUUCUGUACACUUUGAUGAAAAGUACUGGAGAGACCCAGAAAUAUUCUAUCCGGAGCGAUUUCUGGACAGCAGUGGAUAUUUUUCCAAGAAGGAAGCUUUGGUUCCGUUUUCCCUAGGAAGAAGACAUUGUCUUGGAGAACAGCUGGCUCGGAUGGAAAUGUUCCUGUUUUUUACAGCAUUGCUUCAGCGGUUUCACUUGCAUUUUCCCCAUGAACUGGUUCCAGAUCUGAAGCCCAGGUUAGGCAUGACCUUGCAGCCCCAGCCCUACCUCAUCUGUGUGGAAAGACGCUGAAAGGGCAUGAUGUUGUGUGGAAUGAGGCCAUGUAUGUUCACCUCACCCCUGAACCUAGUUUAAUCAGUGUGUGUUUGGUCAAAAGCCACAGCAUCAGAAAGUUAACACAGAUAUGUCUUUAGUUCAUUUUAAUUUUUUAAAUGCAGAU